ACCACACGUGCAUCCUCGAUCGUUGCGUGAUCACGCGUGGAAAAGUUCUGCCGACAACGUUCUGCUUUUCCAUCGCCCAGUCGAUCGUGGAAAACUCAUCGAGACGGACGUCGGAAAGUGAUCGUGCGGUGGGUGUCGUAGUUUUGUGUGACGAAUCUUCAAGUGAAACCAACAACAGAUGUUUAUUCGUUAACUCACACUCAUGGUGAAAAGUGGAAAAUCUUUAAGUGAUUGUCUGGUGGAAAGCUGCUCGUGCUAGUGACGCCGAAUUACUACCGUACUAUGAACAAUCCUUCCCUCGGUAAACCGCUAGUGACAUCGACCAUUACAUCAGCGAUGGCAUCCACGUUUGCAACCGCAACACCGACCACCAUUCACCCGGUCGAUCCGGCGGCAAACAAUCGUGCGAAAAAUAGUUUCUCAAUCGAACAUUUGCUCGCGAAACCGGACCAUCGAGCCAGUGCUGCUGCGCCAUCCUCAUCGGCUUCCGGUGGAACGUAUCGUGGAUUGGAUCAUCGGCUGGUGGGAUCCUUUUCGAACGCUAUUCCCGCAGUGCCUAGCGGAAUCGUUUAUCAGACCAUGAUGACACACAGUUCGUCUGCGGCUGAGUUUAUGGAUGUUAGUAAGAGUGAGCCGAACGUGAGUUCGUUUGACGAGCGAUCACCGUCGGAAGAACGGGCGGGAUCCUCAUCGCCCGAGUCUAGCUGCAACGAGGAUACGAUGGAUAACUGUUCGGAGAUUGCUUCCGAAGGUAGCGCUGGAGGUGGUCUCACACCGCACGACGAUCGAAAGAAACGACCCCGGACAGCAUUCUCAGCGGCUCAGAUUAAAGCCCUCGAAACGGAAUUUGAACGCGGCAAAUAUCUAUCCGUCGCGAAACGAACCGCACUGGCCAAGCAGCUACACCUAACCGAAACGCAGAUAAAGAUCUGGUUCCAAAACCGACGCACCAAGUGGAAACGCAAGUAUACGGCCGACGUAGAGUCGCUGGCCUCACACUACUACUCCCAGCUCGGCAUUGGAAGCUUCGCCCGACCGAUGGUCGUUGGAGAUCGGUUGUGGCUGUUCAGCCAAACACCAAACGGACCAACACCCGUCCAAUCGCUUCUUCUGAACGGUCCGCAGCCCGGUUCGGCUGGUGCAGCGUCGCCCCACCAUCAUCCACCGCUCGGUAUGCAACAUCCAGCCGCCAUUCGACCAUAUCCAGGACUGCCGGGAUCAAUCCCUAUGAACCCGGGUCCUAAUUUUGCCACACGUCCCGGAAUGCCAUCAGGAGCGUACAUCCCCACAAUUAACUCUUCAGGACCGGGUGCAUUUCCGUACAAAAUUCCUUCACCAUCGCCGCAAAACCGACUAGUACAACCACUUGGCCUGAGGCCACUCGCUACGGGUGAUCUCAUCGACGGUGCGUACUACUCUGCCGCCGGUAUGCCUGGUCCAAAGUUUAACCCAAACGAUCUCGUGAACGGUGGACUGCUGGCCACGGAUAGCAACAGCUCGGGAAUAGCCGAUCUCGAGCGAGCAUUUGGCAAUCCGAGCAAUAUGAUCGAAAGCUUAACCACAUCCAGCGCGGCAGAAUCGCCGAUCGUGGCCGGUGUGCGUGCCGGCGGCAAAAAGGGCACGGAUUCGAUCAACAACAACGAGUGUACUAGCAGGGAUGGUUUGGCAGCUGGCAGUGAGCAGGAUUCGUCCAGUGAAAUUGAUUGUGAAGAAAUAGAGGAUGAAGCGAUGCUAUGAUCACAACCUCUUUAGAACCUUUAGAAACGAUGAUGAAAAUUCCAAUGUUUGAAUCAUUUUUUUUGUAAAAAUAAAUGUUGCAUGAA
Anopheles stephensi (Asian malaria mosquito) is the source of this 1823-nucleotide messenger RNA. RefSeq names its product homeobox protein HMX1-like. The record is from RefSeq and is a predicted model, not a curated record. Gene Ontology annotation, biological process: regulation of DNA-templated transcription; neuron differentiation; central nervous system development. The transcript is spliced from 2 exons. The coding region runs from base 283 to 1737 and encodes 484 amino acids. Gene Ontology annotation, molecular function: DNA-binding transcription factor activity, RNA polymerase II-specific; DNA binding. NCBI's taxonomy places the organism in Eukaryota, Metazoa, Arthropoda, Insecta, Diptera, Culicidae.